This is a messenger RNA of Cucurbita pepo subsp. pepo (vegetable marrow), 496 nucleotides long. The record is from RefSeq and is a predicted model, not a curated record. NCBI's taxonomy places the organism in Eukaryota, Viridiplantae, Streptophyta, Magnoliopsida, Cucurbitales, Cucurbitaceae.
UAUUUUUUUUAUUUUCAGAUUUGUGGAGAUUAGAAGAGAAGAUGAACCGGAGAAACAGUGGCGGCCGAGGAGGAGGAGCAGCAGCAGCGCCGAAGCUGGAGCUGAAGUUGAACCUGUCUCCGCCGAGGGCGAAUAGAGGAGUCGAGUCACCGAGCCGGUCGGCCACGGUGUCGCCGACGUCGCCGCCGAGCUCGUGUGUGUCGUCGGAGGAGGAGAUGACGGUGGGGAGAGUGAGAUACUCGAGCAGCCCUGAAGCGACAUCGAUGAUGCUGGUCGGAUGCCCACGGUGUCUGAUGUAUGUUAUGCUGUCGGAAGAAGACCCAAAAUGUCCGAAAUGCAAAAGCACUGUUCUUCUCGACGUUCUCCAUGAUAACUCCGCCGUCAAAACCAGAAGAAACUAGAAACAGAGACCAAGAACAUCAAAUUCUACAAGUUCAGAGAUAUUUUCUUUCUUUCUUUUUUUUUUUUUUUUUUUUUUUUUUUUUUUUUUUUUUUU